CUGGAGCUGCGUAGGCGUUCGAAGCGUAAUAAGAAACAAGAAAGACAGCGGUCCUCUGUUUACAAGUCAGUAACGGCAGUAGUGAUGGCGGACUCUGAACCUGUAGCAGCAGCAGAAGCAGCAUCCUCUCCGUGCCCGACACCGGGCCUUUCUCCGGCAAUGAGCCCAGGCUCGGAGCCUCCCUCCGCGGCUCUGUCUCCGUCUGCGGGCGGCGCACAGCGGCUCCUCUUUUCGCAUGACCUGGUCUCUGGUCGGCACCGGGGUUCGCUGCGCUUCGGCCUCGUGCGGAUGAUCCACGGCGAGGAAGAUUUUGAGGACGAGGAUGAGGAUGAUGAUCUCGGCGGAGGUAGAGACAGCGGCGGCGGCGGUGGUGGUGAUGGCGGAGGAGGAGGAGGCGGCGGAGGGCGCGUCCCAGGCAGCUUGGACACCGAAAACGGUGCACCUGAUUCCCGGACGUGGCCUCUCGGUAGGGGAUUCGUGCGUGUCCAGUGGUAUCCCGAGGGGACCAAGCAGGAUGUUCGGGAAACGAAGCUGAAACUUGAGGAUCGAUCCAUUGUGCCUCGAGACUUUGUCCGUCGAAUGGAUUCAAAUGAUAAGCAGUGUGGUAUAGUCACCAACAUUAACACUGAGUGUGCGGUAAAGCUGGUGGGGACCAACUGCUGUCUUUAUCCUGUAAACAGUCGAGACCUUCAGCACAUCUGGUCUUUUAUGUAUGGUGAUUACAUUGUUUAUGACUUCUGGUUGGGGAAGGUGUAUGACCUCAGCAAUCGCAUUAUCCUGAAGCUGUCCAACGGAGCACGAUGUUCUAUGAGCGAAGAAGAUGGUUCAAAACUCUAUGAUGUUUACCCACAUGUCAGUGAUUCGGGGCUGUUCUUUGAUGAGGCAUACGGCUUUUACCCUGGUCAGGUCCUUAUUGGGCCGGCUAAAGUCUUCUCCAGUGUGCAGUGGCUGUAUGGAGUGAAACCUGUGCUCAGCAAGAAGAGCAAAUUCAGGGUGGUGGUGGAGGAGGUGCAGGUUGUGGAACUGAAAGUGACAUGGAUCACUAAGAGUUAUUCUUUUCAAGGCUCGGACAGCGUCUUCCCUCCGCCAUCCACCAUCGCGCAGGAGAACCUCUGCAGAGUAAAGCGCCUGGGAUAUUUUGACCACACGCAGAGGCAGCUGGGUGAGAGAGCUCUCUAUGUCUUUCCUGCCAAAGGAGACGCAACCCGAAUCACUUGCGAAGGGCCAGAGGGGGCGCCAGUACUGCCUGAGGACCCAGUCAUUCGCAAGGUUAAACGAAUGUUUAAAAAGCAUCCUGGAAAGAAAGCUGCAGAGAGCGCAGACGUGCAUUCCAACAGCAUACAGCUGGCCAUGAAAGCAGAUGAGGCUGAAGUAGAGCAGCAGACGGAGGAACGUCAGGAUAACACGGAGGAGGAUGUGGCACCAUGUUCCAAUAAUGGCUCUGUUUCAAACUCAGAGACAGCGGAGGAGGAAAAGGAGCAGGUGGCAGAAGUUCCCCAGAGUCAAUGGCCUGUUCUUGGUGACCUCGAAUCAGACGAGGAUGCGGCAGAGGACACGGAUGACACCAGCUCCAUCACAUCGUCGGCCAGCUCCACGGCAUCGUUGCAAAGUGGCCCAACCAGAAAGAAGAGCAUUCCAUUGUCUAUCCGCAACCUGAAGAGAAAACACAAAAAGAAGAAAACCAAGUUCUCCAGAGAGUUCAAACCAGGAGAUAGGGUGGCUGUCGAGGUGGUUUCCACGGUAACCUCAGCUGAUGUUAUGUGGAAGGAUGGCAGGUUGGAGACAGGAAUACGUUCUAAUGACCUCAUCCCCAUCCAGCACCUUGACAACCACGAGUUCUGCCCCGGAGACUACGUAGUGGACAAACGCUCUCAAGCUCUGCAGGACCCGAAUGUGUAUGGCGUGAUCCAAAGAGGAGAUCACAAAGCAAGGACGUGUGUGGUAAAGUGGAUCAAACUAAACGCUGCAGGAGACGACGUAGAGGUAAUUGGCGAAGAAGAAGACGUCAGUGUUUACGAUAUCUCUGAUCAUCCAGACUUUCACUUUCACACCACAGACAUUGUGAUCCGGAUUGGAAACUCUGAUUCAGAGGACUUUAGUGAUGAGAGGACGGUGGGUCAGGUCUGCAGAGUCGACGUCAGCAGUAAGGUGGAGGUGGUGUGGGCCGAUAACUCCAAAUCUGUCGUCUUGCCUCAGCACCUCUAUAAUGUAGAGUCAGAGAUUGAGGAGACUUAUUACGACUCGGGUGAAGGCAGCACCAGCGGCUCGUCCUCAGAGGAAUGGGAGGAUGAGAGUGAUAGCUGGGAGACCGAUAACGGCCAGGCGGAAGAGGAGGGAGGGCCAGGUGGAGUAGGCUCCGCCCCUAAAACGGAAGCAGUGCCUGAGGGUAAAGCUGCAACUCCCAAUGCCAUAGCUGGCACAGAUGCACAGGUGGUGCCAUCCAUGCCUGACCAGCCUUCAGGUGGGAUCGGGAUGCCGGGGUCCGAGGAUAAACCCAGCAAGGAGACCCCACGACUGGCCUUCCGCGAGCUAAAGGAAGCCCUGAAGAUCCUGGAGAGCCUGAAGAACAUGACUGUAGAGCAGCUGUGGACUGGCUCACCCACCUCGCCGACUGCAGAACCUUCAGGCGCCACAGGCCCGACUACACCAGCCGACGCCAAGCCCACGAAGGAGAAGCGCUUUUUGGAUGAUAUUAAAAAGUUGCAGGAGAACCUGAAAAAGACGCUAGACAACGUGGCCAUCGCCGAGGAGGAGAAGAUGGAGGAGGAGCGGGCGACGGCGCUGCCUGAGCCACAGACGCCUGUACGCUCAGAGUGGCCUAGUGAUACGCCUGUCUUGUGCCAACAGAGCGGUGGCAAACCCGGCGUCACUUUUACCAGUGCCAAGGGGGAGGUGUUCUCCGUUCUAGAGUGGGCACCAGACACCCACACAUUCAAAAAGAUGGAGUUCCAGCCGGCUGAAGCUAAGAAGUUCUUCAGCACAGUAAGGAAGGAGAUGGCUUUGCUGGCUACAUCAUUACCUGAUGGCAUCAUGGUCAAGACAUUUGAGGACCGCAUGGACCUGUUCUCAGCUCUAAUCAAGGGUCCUACACGUACACCCUAUGAAGAUGGGCUCUUCCUGUUUGACAUCCAGCUACCCAAUAUUUACCCUGCUGUACCUCCUUUGUUCCGGUAUCUGUCACAAUGCAGUGGCCGCCUCAACCCAAACCUGUAUGACAAUGGAAAAGUGUGCGUAAGUCUGCUGGGCACCUGGAUUGGCAAGGGAACAGAGCGAUGGACGAGUAAGUCGAGUCUCCUGCAGGUGCUCAUCUCAAUCCAAGGCCUGAUUCUGGUCAACGAGCCCUACUACAACGAGGCGGGCUUCGACAGCGACCGCGGCCUUCAGGAGGGCUAUGAGAACAGCCGCUGCUAUAACGAGAUGGCCCUAAUCAAGAUGGUGCAGUCCAUGACGCAGAUGUUGGCACAACCAGUCGAGGUCUUUCAGCAGGAGAUCCGUGAGCACUUCUGCUCCAGUGGCUGGAGGCUCGUUCACCGCCUGGAGUCGUGGCUGGAACUGGACUCUGCCGCUUCGGAACGCAGCUCUCGAUCCUCCGGCUCCAUGCGUGCCGAGCCUCUGGACGAGGAGGCCCCCGAGGCUUUGGCACACAGCAGCCCUACAGGUAAACCAGAGUCAAGAGGUGAGGGCGAGCUGGAGGAUUCAGGGCUCGGUGCUUCUAAGGACCUGAACCACAGCUCAGAUUUGGAUGUCUCUAAAGUGGCGGAAUCAGCACCUCAGCCGCAGCAGCAGGGUGGAAAAGCGGCACAGGAGUCUCAAAUAUCCGUCAGGCCAAAGAAGCGGAGACGGAGCUAUCGUAGUUUCCUUCCUGAGCGUAGCGGCUACCCGGACAUCGGAUUCCCACUCUUUCCCCUCUCGAAGGGAUUUGUGAAGAGCGUACGUGGUGUUUUGCUGCAGUAUCGCGCUGCACUGAAUGCCGCCGGCAUAAUCGAGGACAAAUGAAAUCUUACUAAUUAUACCUUCAUCUUUCAUCUUUUUUCCACCAUCAACUUGAGAGCUGCACUCGACCCCUUAAAGUCAAAGCUACGCUCGCUCUGCUAGCUAGUGCUAAUCAUGUCUUGUCUUUAGAUGUUCUGGAUCAGCUUUUUGUUCUGUCCUGUUAGUUCGACCAUUCCACUUUCGUUACAACUGGUCUCUCAGGGAGAUAUAGAUGCCUGAAGCUUGGAGGAUAAUUAAGAUUAUGGGGACUUUUCAAAGCAUGUUUGGACAUUUUGCUUAAAAACACAUUUAGUGACCCAUACGGUGGAGAUGGUUUCUAAAACCUGGGUCAGUUUUGCCACCCUAGUGCCACCUUUGUGCCGUGAGACCAAAUCUAACCAUUUGUUACACUACUGACACCAAAACCAAGGGUUUUAAACAAACAGUGGCUGGAUGAUCUGGUAAACAUAUAUAUUUUGAUGCACCCAAACCCUUCCAAUGUUUGGAGAGUGCUAAUUUCUGGAAAGCGACAUCUAUUGUGCAUUGUUUUUGAUGGUAAGUUUUGUGUUCCAAAUCUAGACUUGAAAAUUAAGAUAAUGCUCUGUAGACCCUUUAAAACACUUAUAGACUGUUAGUGAUCUGAAGGGUAGAAUCUGUGCCAAAAAGCUGGGUCAGAUAUGACAACCAGGCACCGUCUUUGUGUUGUGAAACCAAACCUCAGCCGUUAUCACACUGCUGACACCCUAUUAAGGAUUUACUACAAACCAAACAAAAAUGAUACAUAAUGAUAAAUCUGAACCCCACUCUUUCAUAUGUGAUCUAUUACCUAAUGAGAUCUGUCACCAUCCUUGUGGUAUAUGUUCAAACCUAAGCUCUCAUAGGAUAAACUGGCAAAAACCCUGAUCAAAUCUAUUCCAUAAUACUAAAUCUAUUGGGAAUUUAAGAAGUAGGGGUCUGCUACUGAAAACAUUCUAUGGAAAAGAUUAUAAUGUGUUCCAAACCUAUCUGGACUUACUAGAAUAUCUAAAAUAGUCCUAAAACACCAAAAUAUUGAUAAAAUGCACUAAUAAUAGUAGUAGGAAUAAUCAUAGAUGCUCUCAGAUUGAUUUUGGUCACUUUAAUUUUAACCUAACCCUUUGCAUUCAUUUUUCAGUCUUUUUGGGAAUCUGUUUACAAUAUCACAAUACAUUCCUCACCUCCCACUUAUCAUGCUUUCCUUUCAGUACUGUACUUUAGUUUUUUAGUGAGUGAGUGAAUGAAUGCAUUAUUAUGUUGCACUGUGAUGUACUAGCACCAUGUCUAGGCUGUAUUUUGCCUCUGGAUCAUUACAAUCCUGACCAAGAAACUCUGGUCAGCCAUGGUGGUGGUACAUUAGUGCCAUCUGGAGGUCAAGUUCACUUAAUAUGCCUUGAACAGUGGAUGUUUGCAGUUUUCAUCUUAUCCUAAGACACUAGAACUAUGUAUAAGUAAUUUAAUUAACCUAAAAUAAAAUAAAUGUAAUAUUUCUGU
Trichomycterus rosablanca is the source of this 5481-nucleotide messenger RNA. RefSeq names its product ubiquitin-conjugating enzyme E2O (gene ube2o). The record is from RefSeq and is a predicted model, not a curated record. NCBI's taxonomy places the organism in Eukaryota, Metazoa, Chordata, Actinopteri, Siluriformes, Trichomycteridae. The transcript has 21 exons. Bases 85 to 3996 code for a protein of 1303 amino acids. Gene Ontology annotation, molecular function: ubiquitin conjugating enzyme activity.